AUGGGCAGCAUGCUGCCGAAGCCUAUUUUAAGCAAAAUUGUCGAUAGAGCAGGCAAUUACCGCAUCGGCGCUGCCUGUGUAUCCGUAAACGGCUAUCGUCCAAGCAUGGAGGAUGCACAUGUGAUGGUGGCAGACGGUGACGUGAAUCUCUUUGGUGUGUUCGAUGGCCACAACGGAGGUGAGUGCAGCGAGUACAUUGCAAAGCAUAUCCCUGAAAAGGUGAGGGCGAUGAACGGUAAUUACGAACCGGUGGACUUUGAGCGACUCUGUGUGUCUUUGGACAACGACUUCAUGAGGGACGUUGGUGACGCGAGCGGCACCACUGGCACCUUUUGUCUCAUCAUGCGGGACUACACCACCAUUGUGUGUAACGUGGGGGAUUCCCGGACGAUACUGACGCGCGGUGGAAAGAUGCUGUUUGCCACCGAGGACCAUAAACCAAACAAUCCGGACGAACGUGACCGCAUAGAGGCCAACGGAGGAUGCGUAGUUAGCAGCCGUGUCGACGGUGACCUUGCCGUCUCGCGCUCUUUUGGCGACAGUUCCUUCAAGCGUAAGGAUGUGGGGGGCGACUACAUGAAACAAAAGGUGAUUGCCGUACCUGAUGUCACGAGGCUUGCCUGCCAACAAGGCGACAUCAUUAUCCUUGCCUGCGAUGGCGUAUUUGAAGGGGCUUUCUCCAACGAGGAGGUGGUGGGAUUUGUGCACGAGCAGGUGGCGAAAUGUACCGAUUUGGCGGUCGCCGCAGCGCGCGUGUGUGACGAAGCCAUCCGACGCGGCAGUAAAGACAAUAUUUCAUGCAUGAUUGUUCGGCUUUCCGACGGCAUGUCGAGUACACGGUUAUACGGGGCGAAUUCUUUUGUGCCGGGCCCGCCAUAUCCCCGCACCCACGACGCUUCGCGAGUGGCAUACGCGGCAAUGGCACAGCGGAUGGGGUUGACUGUCGCGGAUGCCUUGAUGAAAAGAUAUGCGUUGUUGAAAGCCUAUGAGAAUAAAACAAUUUUGACAAUGUCACCCGUAGAACAGACAGCAUUUGAGAUGAGCGACGAAACGGACAUUGAGACUGAGAAGAAUUUCUUCGGAAGAGGUCCAGCCCCGGGCAACGAAGCAGCGUUUUUCAGCUCGUUGGCGGAGCAGGGUGGAAGGUAA
Molecule: messenger RNA, 1149 nt
Organism: Trypanosoma cruzi
Lineage: Eukaryota; Euglenozoa; Kinetoplastea; Trypanosomatida; Trypanosomatidae
Product: phosphatase 2C, putative
Exons: 1
Coding region: 1-1149 (382 amino acids)
Biological process (GO): protein dephosphorylation
Molecular function (GO): protein serine/threonine phosphatase activity
Source: RefSeq, a predicted model, not a curated record